Messenger RNA from Gossypium raimondii (Peruvian cotton), 1459 nucleotides. RefSeq lists its product as uncharacterized. The record is from RefSeq and is a predicted model, not a curated record. The coding region runs from base 122 to 1087 and encodes 321 amino acids. Gene Ontology annotation, cellular component: small-subunit processome; nucleolus. The transcript has 8 exons. NCBI's taxonomy places the organism in Eukaryota, Viridiplantae, Streptophyta, Magnoliopsida, Malvales, Malvaceae. Gene Ontology annotation, biological process: maturation of SSU-rRNA from tricistronic rRNA transcript (SSU-rRNA, 5.8S rRNA, LSU-rRNA).
UGCUACUAAGUUAAUGGGGUCAGCCGACUAACCCUCCCCCUUUAUAUUACCUGCUCAAAGUACGGCGUGGCAGGUUCGUUCUUCGUAAAUUGCCGGUGAAGUGAAGUUUAGUCGAUAAACCAUGGAAGAGAUUAGCAACAGAAACGAGAAUGAAAGGUUAAGAAGGGAAUCAAUCCAAUUAGCUACGGUGUUGAAAGAAAUGAAAUCAGGCUUAGAUGUAGUGACUACCAAAAUACAGGCUUUAACUGCUAAGGUGAAAGCAAAUAAUUUCCCAACUACGGAUGGGAUAAGUUAUUUGGAAGCCAAGCAUUUGUUGCUUCUAAACUAUUGUCAAUCACUUGUGUAUUAUUUACUUCGCAAGGCAAAAGGGUAUUCAAUUGAGGGACAUCCUGUUGUUAGGAGUCUUGUUGAGAUUAGAUUGUUUCUUGAAAAGAUUAGGCCAAUUGACAAAAAACUUCAGUACCAAAUUCAAAAGCUUACAAGGGUUAGUGGGAGUGCAACGCAGCAACAAGGAGCUUCAAAUGAAGCAUCAGAUGGACGUGAGAAGACACAGGAUCCAUUGACUUAUCGCCCGAAUCCAGAUAUGCUUAUUAGUAAAGCAGAUAUGAUACCAGAUGAUGGUACUGGUGUCUAUAGACCACCCAAAUUCGCUCCUGCAGUUGUGGAAGAGGAUCAAAAGAUGUCGAGAGAGGAGAGGAAUGCUUUAAGGAGGGAAAAAGAAACUUUGCGAAAAGCUUCAAGGAGUGGUUUUAUUAGGGAAAUGAUGGAUGAUUUAGAAGGAAAACCUGAAGAGGUUAGAGAAAUUAUUGGAACUGAAAGUAGAGAACUCACUAGAUAUAUGGAAAAGAUGGAAAGGCGCGCGCAGCAAGAGGAAGAACUUUUCACUCGUGCUCCCGUCACAAAGAUGGACAAAAAGAUAGAGAAACACUUGAAGAAGUCAAGAAAUGGGUUGCUUGGUCUGACAGACAGUUUCUAUGAUGAAAUUAAAACAUUACCGUUGGGGGGUGAUACCAAUGAGCAACCAACAGUCUUCGGUAAUGGUAGCAGUGGAAUGGGGAAGAUAAAAAAGCGCAAGAGGAAACAUUAAAUGGCAACAAACUGGAUGUACAUUUUAAGUGGGGUGGAAUGGCAAUUUUGCAUUGAAGUUUUCUAUUGAAAGCAUGUUCUUAAGUUUUGGAUUGUGCGAAGAAUUUAUUAUUAUUAUUUGCUCCCAUAGAUUUGCUGAUUAGAUUGAAACAUACCAUAGGGACUAAGAUUCGUCAUGUUUCUGCACUAAAAAUCUUCUUUUGCUGCCCCCUUGAGUUGUAUUUACUUAAAAAAUUAACAUAGGAAGUAAAUGAAAUGCUGUUCCCUGGCUGAUCAUUUAGGUUUUGUUUGGUAGGAAGAACCAAAAAGUGCAAUCCUGGAAAACCGGUUGAUUUAAUUAUUAAGCUAUAUCUAGUUUAUCUAGUUCAAUUGA